AUGGUGAAGGAUGCUCGUUUGGCUGAGUAUGAUUCUGCUAGAUGUUUCGUACAUACGCUUCAAAGAGCCAUAAAUGAGUCGCUCAAAGUUCAGCUCAUGAAAAAACUGCUGAUGAUUCAAAAAGAGCUUUUACCCGACCAUCAGUUAGUACAAGAUAUCACCACAUCGGACUUUCCACGUUGCCACAGAGGAGACAAAAAACUGAACGAUUGUAUUGCUCAUGCAUUGGAAUCAGCCAAGCCAUUCAUUGCAAAAGGUAUUCCCAGGUUGAAUUUGCCACCAUUUGAACCACUCUUCAUUGAAAAAAUCUAUGCAGAUCAAAAGACACAGGCCCUGGAUUUCAAAGCUAACUUAACAAAUGUGUUGGUACACGGUUUAACAGAUUAUACGUGCCCAUCAUUCGAGUUUGACGUGCCAAAUUUACAAUUUAGAGCUAGAUGCCUAUGCAGAGAAAUCAAGUUGGUAUCGAACUAUGAUAUCGAAGGAAAGAUUUUGGGAGCUCCUGUGGUAGGAAAAGGAAAUUUGACUUCAAUUUUCGGUAAUGGUGAGGCAAAUUUAACCGAGACAGUGGAGAUACUGGAAAAAAGAGGGGUGGAUUACCUGAAGGUGCAGGAAACAAAAAUUUCCAUAGCAGUGGGAAAGGUUGUAGCACGCUUGGAUGGAUUAUUCGAUGGCGAUGAAAAACUGGGUGAGCUGACCAACAAAUUGAUAAAUGACAACGCUGAUGAGAUAUUCAGGCAAACAACACCAUUUUUCGAGGAGCUCUUGACCACUAUAAUUGAAGAUAUUUUGUUGAAAGCUCUUGCCCAGGUUCCAUACGAUAAGUUGUUCCCUAAGUGAAUUUUUUGUUCAAGUGAGAAACUAAGUAUGCAAUUUCAUAAAACUUCCUGUGAUUUUUCUUUGAGAACUAGUGGUGAUAUUUUGGAUGGAAAUGAUGUAAAUGUAGUAAAUUCUUUAUAAUUGUU
This is a messenger RNA of Leptinotarsa decemlineata (Colorado potato beetle), 965 nucleotides long. RefSeq names its product protein takeout-like. Gene Ontology annotation, biological process: multicellular organismal reproductive process. Lineage: Eukaryota; Metazoa; Arthropoda; Insecta; Coleoptera; Chrysomelidae. The record is from RefSeq and is a predicted model, not a curated record.